This is a messenger RNA of Pisolithus orientalis, 2589 nucleotides long. RefSeq lists its product as uncharacterized. Bases 1 to 2589 code for a protein of 862 amino acids. The transcript is spliced from 7 exons. Lineage: Eukaryota; Fungi; Basidiomycota; Agaricomycetes; Boletales; Pisolithaceae. The record is from RefSeq and is a predicted model, not a curated record.
AUGGCAUUUGACACAUGGGGGCCAACCACAGAUGACUUUGAGGGCACAGCUAAAAUGUUUGGACUUGGCCCAAUGUUUAUGGACAAAUUUAAUGGUGACCAGUUCAGCAACCUACAGGCAUCAAAUCUGUACUACCCCUUCAACUCCCACAAUGAAUGGGAGCUGGCAUCAUGGUUACUUUGUUCAGGCCUGAGCAUGAGAGCUAUAGACUCUUUCUUGUCAUUGUCAAUUAUACAGCUACUAAAUAUUUCCUUUUGUACAGCCAGAGCACUUCAUGGGCUGGCUGAGUUACUCCCUGGCAGGCCAUGCUGGCACUCAAUGGAGAUUACUCCUUCACAGCCAACCAAACACCCUGUGCACUUGUACUGGCAUGAUCCCCUGGAAUGCAUUGCAUGGCUCCUCAACCACCCUUUGUUCUCUGACCAGCUUGAUUUUGUUCCAAGGCAUGUAUACAAAAUGCCCAAGAAGCUUUGUAGGGUGUAUACAGAGUGGAUGACCACUGAUGAUGCUUGGUGUAUGCAGUCACAGCUUCCAAGUGGAGUGACUCUUCUUGGCAUGAUACUUUCUUCAGACAAGAUGAAUAUUACUACUUUAUGUGGUGGCAGAGUUGCUCAUCCACUUCUUGUCAGCCUAGCAAAUAUCAAGAUGUCCACACACCUAAAAUUGUCAUCCAACUCAUUUAUGCUUGCUGCUCUCCUCCCUGUCCCCAAGUUCAUGCACAAGAACAAGCAUAUGUGUGGCCUCCUUGAAGAUAGGCUCAUUCAUGAAUGCCUGGAUAUUGUACUUGAACCUGUCAAGCAAGCUGCCAAACUUGGCAUUAUGUUACCAGAUUCUCUGGGGCACAUGCAAGACCCAUUCCAACAUGAGCCACAAACUGCAUCCACCACUUUGGCUCAGCUUGCAGCGAUGAAAUCGAAGGUCCACCCUACAAAUAUCCAAGUCUUCUUUCAUGAAGCACAGUGCUUUCACCUCAGCAGAGUUGGUGACCCAUUUUGGAGGGACAUUCCACUUUCUUGUCCAAGCACUUUUAUAACUCCAGAGCCCCUUCACCACCUGCACAAGGAAUUUUGGGACCACAACAUGAAGUGGUGCAUAAAUGUGGUUGGUGAAGCCAAAAUCGACUUUCACUUCUCAGUUUUACAGCCUACUGUGGGGUUCUGUCACUUUAAAGGUGGUGUUGCUAAGCUGAAGCAGGUGACUGGAUGCAUGCACUGUAAUGUCCAACAUUACAUCAUUGGUGUUAUCGCUGGAGCAGCCCCUCCCAAAAUUAUUACUGCUAUUCAUUUCCAAGCUUAUUGCAUUGAUGACAAUGAUCUUUGUAUAAUAUCUUCUGUACUGGACAAGUUUCAUGUGCACAAGCAUAAGGGAAACAAGCCCAUCAAGAAUUGGCACAUCCCCAAGUUAGAACUCAUGCAGAGCAUCAUACCAAGUGUGAAGUGUGUUGGGGGCACCAUACAAUGGACCACCGAUGUAACUGAACACACCCUUGUAUUGGAGAUCAAGACACCCACAUCAACUAGCAAUAACAAUAACUACAAUCCUCAAAUUUGCUGGUACCUCAAUUGUGCUGAAAAAUGUAGGAUGUUUGAACUUGUGACAUCAUUAUAUGAAUCGAAGACUCACUCCCAUGGUUGUGUGGAAGAAAAGUCCUUGGAGGUUGAGGAUGGGAGUUCUGAUGAUGGUGACAGUGAGAUCAGUGAUUGUGAGGAGGCAAAUCUAGUUUCCAAGAUGCCAGGUCCCAUGUGGCCUGUCACUGAUUACUUUGCCAUCUCUGCAUGCCUCAGGACCCCGGAUCCAGACUCCAUUCCCUUCCCCUUGUGUAGUUUUAUCACAGAUGGUAUGGUGAUCAACCUUUCCUAUGACCCACCCUUGCAAUGCAUUAGUGUUGAUGGUGCUGCCAAGAAGUUUGGACUACUUGACCUCCAAGCUGCCCUUGUCAAUUUUCUAAAUCAUGAGAAGGUGUAUGGACCAAGCUCUGUGCACACUAUAAGCAGGCAAUGUCAGGGAUCAAGCUCUUCAACCCUGCCUUAUACUGAUCUGCAGGUUUGGUACAAGAUGCAGCUGCAGAACAUGGCGAUACAUGAUAUCAUGGAUGUCCUCCCUGCCCAGACUCUCUUCUGUUCUCCACCUUGUGAGACCUGGACCCUUGGCCACUAUGAUGCAGCUAUCAUCAACAUGGACCCCCAUUUCAAAUGGCCAGAGAGCAGCCUGAAAGGUUUGUGGUCCACACUACUUUUCCAUGUCACUCACAAGAGUAUCUUAGGUCAUGUUGUUGGCCAGCUCUGUCUCCUGAUGCACCCUUUUGGCAAGAGGGGGGUAAGAUGGUCAUGGACAGACCAUUUUUUGGUCUACAUACAACAUUUUGACAUAGCAGCUGAAGAUAGAGUGAAUGGCCAACAUCUUGGCAAUGUCAUCCUGCUCAGUCAGGUCCAGGCAUUUGCACAUCUCAUACCUUGCUUUGGGCAAACUGCAGAUAAUCAAUUGAUGGCAUACAACUCCUUCAAGCAUUCUACUGAAUUCUAUCUCAACAAAUACUUCAACAAAAAUACAUACUUUGCCCUAAGUUGUUUGGACUCUCCUCCCAUCUAG